Coprinopsis cinerea okayama7#130 is the source of this 573-nucleotide messenger RNA. RefSeq lists its product as hypothetical. NCBI's taxonomy places the organism in Eukaryota, Fungi, Basidiomycota, Agaricomycetes, Agaricales, Psathyrellaceae. The record is from RefSeq and is a predicted model, not a curated record. The transcript is spliced from 2 exons. Bases 61 to 423 code for a protein of 120 amino acids.
UAAAAGUCGACUUCAGUGGAGGCACACGAUCGACGACGGGCGGGAUUUCCCCCUUUUGGGAUGCCCGUGAUCGACCCCGACAAUUGUGGCCGUUUCCCGAGUGUCCCGCCCGAGGUGGACUUGACCGUCACCCGCCAAGGCCCUCCAACUAGCUCGGCCACUGGCAUGGACGCUGAGCAUAUCACGAGGAAAAUCCACCGAAAGGGAGCGACUCGAGAGGCAACCCCUCGAGAGCUCACUAUCUCCCUACGCAAUCGACCCUCGAGGGGUCCUGCAUCACCUCCCAAACUCCAAAUUUACCUCGCAUUACCCGCAUACCUCCCAAUUGAUUCUCAUGGAACACCAUCCAGGCACUUUUUGGACAGAUGGAGAUUAUCCUUUUUGGGCCUCAUGAUCCCAUACACGCCUUAUCCUGGUUACUGAGGAAAGGAAUCAUUCAGGAGGGGGACAUAACUGAUACGCACAUCAUCACAUCCCCAUCCCUCUGCCCAGCGGUGCAUGCCUUACUUACUUAUGUCAUGGGAUAUAUCUACCGAGCGACCAAUACAAACCAGGGUUCCCCUUUUCCGACAA